Molecule: messenger RNA, 741 nt
Organism: Sinocyclocheilus grahami
Lineage: Eukaryota; Metazoa; Chordata; Actinopteri; Cypriniformes; Cyprinidae
Product: retinol dehydrogenase 10-A-like
Exons: 2
Coding region: 415-741 (108 amino acids)
Cellular component (GO): lipid droplet
Molecular function (GO): oxidoreductase activity, acting on the CH-OH group of donors, NAD or NADP as acceptor
Source: RefSeq, a predicted model, not a curated record
AGCAGCAGAUCAGUCAGGACUCAGGAGUCUGUCUCUAUCUCGCUCACAGAGCAGUGGCGCACUGGCAGCUAUUGCGCGCAUUCGUGCCGGGAUACUAUAGGUCGCUGGCGGGGAGACUCGUCUGUGUUGUAGCGUUAAAUUAGUGCUUUUAUUUGUGAUGCUCGUAUUCUGAAAGUUUGAUGCGUUAUAUUGUUGAUUUGUGUAUAGGCUUUUAUAUAUGUAUAUUAGUAGUUGUAUGACAGUUGGGGUUAAUUGGAUGUUCACCCCAUAAUUACGCGCAUAGUUAAAGAAUAAAUUAUAUGCUAAUGGUAGCAGCACAACAGCAAAACUCAGGUUGAUUAGUCAUUUAGGUGUAACUGGACAUUGUGAGACGUUCAUCUUUAUUUAAUACAAAGUCACAGCGCGGCAUUAAACAUGAUGAUGAACAUUGUCGUGGAGUUUUUCGUGGUCAUGCUCAAAGUUCUCUGGGCCAUCGUGAUGGCCGGACUCAAGUGGCUCAUACGGCCGAAGGAGAAGAGCGUAGCGGGACAGGUGUGCGUGAUCACCGGGGCGGGCGGCGGACUCGGGCGGCUCUUCGCCAAAGAGUUCGCCCGGCGCCGGGCUACACUGGUGCUGUGGGACAUCAACAGCCACAGCAAUGAGGAAACUGCGGAGAUGGUGCGACAGAUCUACAGAGAGCAAGAUGACAACUCGAUGGCUAAAGAGGUCCAGGUAGCUUUGUCUUUUGUAGGUAUUAAAUAA